Lichtheimia ornata is the source of this 330-nucleotide messenger RNA. Its product is annotated as 60S ribosomal protein. The record is from RefSeq and is a predicted model, not a curated record. Bases 1 to 330 code for a protein of 109 amino acids. Gene Ontology annotation, molecular function: RNA binding; structural constituent of ribosome. Lineage: Eukaryota; Fungi; Mucoromycota; Mucoromycetes; Mucorales; Lichtheimiaceae. Gene Ontology annotation, cellular component: cytosolic large ribosomal subunit. The transcript is spliced from 3 exons.
AUGGCUCCCGCUGUUAAGAAGUCCAAGAAGAACGUCGAGUCCAUCAACUCCCGUCUCCAGCUUGUCACCAAGUCUGGCAAGUACACCUUGGGUUACAAGUCCACCUUGAAGACUCUUCGUCAAGGAAAGGCCAAGUUGAUUGUCAUUGCUGGCAACUGCCCUCCCCUUCGCAAGUCUGAGCUUGAGUACUAUGCUAUGUUGUCCAAGACCGGUGUUCACCACUACAACGGCAACAACAUUGAUCUUGGUACCGCUUGCGGUAAGCUUUUCCGCACUGGUGUCCUCUCCAUCACUGAUGCUGGUGAUUCCGAUAUCUUGUCUGCUCAGUAA